This is a messenger RNA of Lachancea meyersii CBS 8951, 1413 nucleotides long. Lineage: Eukaryota; Fungi; Ascomycota; Saccharomycetes; Saccharomycetales; Saccharomycetaceae. The record is from the annotation of a GenBank genome assembly.
AUGGAGGCCAAUGCUUCUGGUUUCUAUUCCACCAUCAACCUGGUGAAAACCAUCGUGGGCGCGGGAAUGCUGGCCAUCCCAUACGCUUUUCGAAGUGAUGGUGUUCUUUUGGGUGUGAUUUUGGUGCUUCUCGCAGCGAUAACGUCAGGUUUUGGGCUGUUUGUGCUUGCUAAAUGUUCCAAGGCUCUUAAAGAGCCCAGAUCUUCGUCCUUCUUCACACUGUGCUCUAUAACGUAUCCGUCAUUGUCGCUUAUUUUCGAUUUUUCAAUGUUUCUGCAGUGCUAUGGCGUGGGUCUGAGCUACCUGGUGCUGGUUGGGGACUUGUUCCCAGGUGUGCUCGGAGGCACACGUCACGGUUGGAUUAUAGGCAGCUCGGUAGCUAUUGUUCCUUUGGUUCUCGUAAGGAAACUCGACAGUUUGAAAUACUCCAGCAUUUUGGGGCUUUUCGCCAUUGCAUACCUUGCGUGCCUCGUUCUCGGUUCUUUUAUUGAGUCUACGCUUCUUACGGACAACUAUAAGAACAUCAGAGGAGACGUCUCUUGGGUUCAAGUUUACGAUACUAAGGGUCUUAUCAGCACAUUCACCAUAGUUAUAUUUGCUUUCACUGGUUCCAUGAACAUGUUCAGCAUUAUCAAUGAGUUGAAAGACAACAGUCUGUCCAAUAUCAACAAAGUCGUGUCGAGAACAAUGUUUAUCUCAUCGAUUGUGUUUCUCGGGGUGGGUGUCUCUGGAUACCUGACUUUCGGAAGUAAUGUAAUGGGAAAUAUCAUGCUCAAUUACGACCCUGAUUCCAAACUUACCGUGGUUGGGAAGCUAUGUUUAGGCUCUAUGGUGAUACUAUCGUUUCCCCUACUGUUCCACCCAUGUCGAAUUGCAACGAAUAACAUGAUCCACUGGAUUCGCAUCACCUAUAGUGAAACAAAGGAGCAACCUGCUUCCAACAACGAAAGUCGGCCUCCUACGACCCCGAUUUUCAUGACGGUAGAAGAUGAAGAAGAUCGUCUUUUGCUAGGAUUGGGUAACUCCUACCAAGCCACUUCUUGUCAAGAUGCUUCUCAUGAUUUAGAGCAAAACUCUGUUACUGUCGCCAGACCAGCUGCUGGGGUUCCUUUCUCGGACAGGGCAUUCUACACUAUCACGGCUAUUCUGGUAACUUCACUUUAUCUCCUGGCAUUGAAUGUGACGUCAUUUGCACUGGUGCUCGGAUUAGUGGGGGCAACAGGCUCGACUGCUAUCUCGUUUACUCUUCCCGGACUUUUUGGCUAUAAGUUAAUUGGCUCAGAGGCUGCCAAACAUGGUCGUUUGAUGUCAACAGCCGAUCAAAUCUUGAAAAAGUGCAGUCUGCUUCUAGCGCUUUUUGGACUCGUAGUUACGUGCGUAUCGCUGUAUGUUACAUUGUAUUUUGAGGCCUAA